UUCGUGUCUACGAGGAAGGCCGGCACAGUCACAUCCUGACUCUGUGAAUUCUGUUUCGUGUACCGAGCAAAGGAGAAAAAAACAUGAGCCGUUUCGAGUCCGUUGAAGCCGCACCCCCGGUUGCCGUGUUCGCCUUGUCACAAGCCUACAAAGCCGACAAAUCUCCCCAAAAAGUCGACCUCGGCGUCGGAGCGUAUCGGGGCAACGAUGCCAAGCCCUGGGUUCUGCCGGUGGUGAAAAAAGUCGAACUCGAAACCGCUCAGCUCAUGGGCGAUCAACUCGAUCACGAGUACCUCGGACAACGUGGAAUCGAAAGUUUCACCAGUGCGGCUGUCAAACUGAUUUUGGGAGCCGACAAUGAGGCUAUCGCCAGCGGACGGGCCGCCGGUGUUCAAUGUCUCUCGGGAACCGGGAGUCUCCGAGUGGGAGCAGACUUCCUGGCGAACAAAGCAGGAUUCACCCAUUUCCUGGCGAGUGCUCCCACAUGGCCGAAUCAUUUCGCCGUUUUUAAAGAUGCCGGAUUCAAAAGCAGCGGCACCUAUCGCUACUGGGACGAAAAGACCCGGGGGCUCGACUUCGCCGGCAUGAAAGAAGAUCUCAACAAUGCUCCUGAAGGAUCCGUGAUCAUUCUUCACGUCUGCGCUCAUAAUCCCACCGGAGUAGACCCGACCCAGGACCAAUGGAAGGAGAUCGCUGAAAUUUGCAAAGCCAAGAAACACUUUCCGUUCUUCGACUGUGCUUACCAAGGAUUUGCGUCGGGGGAUCUGGAAAAGGACAGUUGGUCCCUCCGCUAUUUCGUGGCGCAGGGCUUCGAACUCUUCUGCGCUCAGAGCUUCGCGAAGAACUUCGGACUUUACAACGAACGUGUGGGUAACUUGUUGGUCGUGAUGAAUUGCAAGAAAGCACUGGCGAGCUCUCUGUCUCAGAUGUCAGUGCGAAUCAGGGCCGCUUACUCGAAUCCUCCUUUCCAUGGAGCACGGAUCGUGUCUCAAGUUCUCAACAAUCCGGAGCUUUUCAACCAAUGGAUGGAGUGCGUUAAGACAAUGUCGUCGAGAAUCAUCAGUAUGAGGAGUAAGCUCAAGGCCAAGCUCAUCGAGCUGAAAACUCCGGGUAGUUGGGAACACGUCACCAAUCAAAUCGGCAUGUUCUGCUACACUGGCCUAACAGAGGCGCAGGUGGCUCACAUCAUCAAGGAGCACCACGUUUAUCUCAUGAAGGACGGCCGCAUUUCCAUGGCUGGGAUCAACGACAACAAUAUCGACCACGUCGCGAAGGCCUUCAACGAUGCGGUGACGAACGUUCCGGCGAAACUCUGAAAGAAUCUCUGUUUCGACCAGCAGAGGAGGCAAUGAUUUGAUCUGAAAAUCAUCGAGUCGAUGGAUUAGGGAAGAAACUCUCGAUUUUAAAUAUGUUCAGAAUGCUGACAAUGAUGAUAAAUGAUAAUGUAUUGAAGAGUCCGACGAUACGUCGCUUUCCAUGAGCCCGAAGCGUCUUUCCUUCGUCAUGACUCAUAAAAUCACGUGUCCCCUCCUCGACCCACGCCCGAACCCGAAGACGGAGAGCGAUUGGCAAAAUACCAUAAGCCGCGUUAGUGGAUCCUGUCUGGAUCUGAUCCCGACUGCAGAAUCUUCCUAAGCGAAAACCCAGCUCGUAGCCCCGCCUAGAAGUCGAAGCAGAAUCUUAUCAUCUGAAUUCGGAACGCCCAUAGAUAUCGAUAGGGAGCCUUGACAGAUACCCUCCGCUGGCGACAAGUUCACUGACAACGAGCCGCCGUCUCACCGUCUUCCUCAGCUAUAAUCUGUUUCCCAUCGGUUCUCGACUUGGUUUCGCCACAGAAUCUCGUAUCCUCAU
Molecule: messenger RNA, 1851 nt
Organism: Galendromus occidentalis (western predatory mite)
Lineage: Eukaryota; Metazoa; Arthropoda; Arachnida; Mesostigmata; Phytoseiidae
Gene: Got1
Product: Glutamate oxaloacetate transaminase 1
Exons: 1
Coding region: 84-1316 (410 amino acids)
Biological process (GO): L-aspartate biosynthetic process
Cellular component (GO): cytosol
Molecular function (GO): L-aspartate:2-oxoglutarate transaminase activity; pyridoxal phosphate binding
Source: RefSeq, a predicted model, not a curated record